CAACAAUAGCAACAAUAGCAACAACAACAACAAGCGUACUCCGGUAAACGACAAGUUAUCCAAUCCAGAGCUUAAUCCUUCUGAUCCCGUCCCAGAGGCGGAGUCUGGGGAAAAUGGCAUCUCCGCUCCAGUACGCACAGCUUCCCAAAUAUGAGUAUCAAACAAUUGAAAGUCCAUAUAAUUAUCAGGCUUUUGACCGUUUUACUUCUAAAUUUUCAUAUUAUCCCAUCAAUUCUGCAUCAUCCGAUAAUCUGACGGCUAAGGAUCAGGACAACAACCCCAACCCCGUCGAGACUGAGGAAGCUCAAGCCGCAGCAAGUCCCCCAGGAGAUGAAUCAAGUAGCUCUCCAAAUGAUACUUCCACAGGAGAAGAAGCUUCCUCGGGAGCAACAACGCCCCCAGAUCCGGCAGAGGGACCUAAUGACGCUACCCCAGAAACGACAGAGGAAGAAGAAAAGCCUGCUGAGGAGGCUGCUGUAGAACCAGAAGCCGCCCCAGAAGCCGUUCCAGAAGCCGCCGCAGAAGCUGUUCCAGAAACCGUUCCAGAAGCUGCCCCAGAAGCCGCCCCAGAAGCCGCCCCAGAAGCCGUUCCAGAAGCCGCCGCAGAAGCUGUUCCAGAAGCCGCCGCAGAAGCUGUUCCAGAAACCGUUCCAGAAGCUGCCCCAGAAGCCGCCCCAGAAGCCGUUCCAGAAGCCGCCGCAGAAGCUGUUCCAGAAGCCGCCCCAGAAGCCGUUCCAGAAGCCGCCGCAGAAGCUGUUCCAGAAACCGUUCCAGAAGCUGCCCCAGAAGCUGCCCCAGAAGCCGUUCCAGAAUCUCCCCAGGAGGAGACUCCGGCUGGGGAGCCAGUUGAACAGCCGGAUCCCCCAGUUGCAGAAACCAGCGAGCCAACAGAGACCCUUGCCCCUGAACCUGUGGAGGAAAAAGCGCCUAUCACAGAUUCAUCCGAAGAAGGAAAGCCAGCUCCAGAGCCGUCUGAUGAGGAAUCAGCCGCAGAGCCCGCAGCUGAACCUGAAGCGGACACAGUCGAGGAAGGGGUGCCUUCUGCAGAGCUACAAGAAGAACCCCCCGCCCCUGGGCAGGAAGCGCCGGAGCAAUCAACCGAGGAUAAAGUUGAAGCAGCAGUGGACGUCCCAUCCACAGAGACGGCGGUGGAACAAGCAACAGAAUCUGCAGACUCGCCUGAAGAACCCGUGCCUGCUACAGAAUCCAAUGACGAAGGAAAGCCUGUCGAAGUUCCUAUCGAAGAAUCCAAGCCAGCCCCUGAACCAACUGACCAACCUGAGCCAACUGACCAACCUGAGCCAACCGACCACGCUGAGCCAACCGACCACGCUGAGCCAACCGACCACGCUGAGCCAACCGACCACGCUGAGCCAGCCGACCAAGCUGAGCAUACGUUGGAGGUGCCGGUCGAUACAGAGCCAACAGAAGUGACAGAACCUACGUCAGGGCCAGCUGACGAGGAGGAAUCGCCAGUAGAAGACGAGGUGAAUGAGCCUAUUCUGAAGCUAAGCGAGGAAGCAAACGAGGAGCCGGCACAUCCUACAGAACCUACUGAAGACGAGAAGCCUGUUUCUGCUGAUACGGCUGAAGAGGUAGAAACCCCCCCUGCGGAAGGAACCGAAGAGAUAGCAGUCACUGAGCCUAGUAAGGAGACUGAGAAGGCUGCCGUGGAAACUACUGAAGAGGAGAAGCCUGCUGUGGACUCUGAGGAGGAGGCGAAACCGCUAGAACCAAGCAAAGAACUAGAAACGCCCGCCAGCGAGCCAGAACAGCCCAGUACCGAAGCCGAGGUUGUAGAGGUUGCGGAAGCAUCUCCACCAGAACCAAGCCCAGAGCUCAAAGAUGACGCGAUUUUGGAAGAAGCUGAGCCCUCUAAUUCCAUGCCAGAGUUAGAGGGGCAAGAUGAUGCAGCAAAUGUGGAUGAGCAGCCCUCGGAUGAACGCUCCCAACCUGGUCAUGAAGACGAUUUUCCCGAAUGUGAUCCUUUGGCGGCAUCUGAUAAAGUCGAGGCCGAGAAAGAAGCUGCAGCACAAGCAGAAGAAGAGGAUGCUCAAAUAGAAGCCGAGGAUGCUUCUAGGCGAGCAGAGGUGUUAAUCGAGCUUGAUGACGAGGAUGACAAGCCGGGUGAUGUGGCAGAAGCUCCCAAGGAAAUAGAGCAAGAGAUAGCUGUUGACACUCAGCCCCCGAGCACGGACGAAACCAGCGAGCCUCUUCUGGAGACACCCACAGAGCCAAAAGAAGAGGACCCGCAAGAACAUGCCAUUGAAAGUGAAACCACCCCAGAGCCGGGCUCAGUAGAAGCACCAGCUCCGGAAGAUGGUGCCUCGGACGAUGCUCCAUCGGAUCUUCCACUCGAAACUCCCGCCCCCGAAGCAGAAGAAAAGGAAGAAUCUGUGCCACAGCCUCUAGAAGACACGGUAGCAGGUAGCGUGAAAGCUGAGGAAGAGCCUGCCGCCUCCGCGGCCGAACCAGCCGAAACUUCUUCAGAGGAACCAGCUGAGCCUGCCGGUGGAGCUUUGGUAGUUACCGAAACUCCUUCUGAAGAUACUACGACGGGUGGGGCCUCCGCAGACGAUGUACAUGAUGAAUUAGAACCCGCACCAGAAGAGGCUUCACAGAGCAACCUAACGCCAGAUGAACCCACCGCUGCAGAGACUGCCCCUGGUGGAGCUGACGAACAACCUUCAGCUCCCGUCGACGUAUCCGAACCUCAAGAGAGAGACCUUGCCCCAGUGGAAGACCUUGCCGAAGCAACAGAACCACCGCCACCAGAACAACUAGCCGGCGAAAGUCCUGCCGUAGAAGAUACUUUUGUGGGGGAAAUAGGCGUGGUGGACCCUCCGAGUGAACAAGCUCCCGUCGAUGAACGAGAACCAGAACCCAAGAUUUCAGCCGCUGCAGAGGCUCCCGAAGAGGCACCAGCCGCACAAGCGCAUCCGGAUGUACCACUUGUCAAAGAAGCACCGGGCGAAGCACUUCCGGUGGAAGAGGUACCUUCUGAGGAACCCGUUGUGGAAGAGCCCGCUGUGGAAGAGCCCGCUGUGGAAGAACCCGCUGUGGAAGAACCCGCUGUGGAAGAACCCGCUGUGGAAGAACCCGCUGUGGAAGAACCCGCUGUGGAAGAGCCUGCUGUUGAAGAGCCUGCUGUUGAAGAACCUGCUCCCGAGCCAGCAGCGCCCGUCGAGGAGCCAGCAAGGGAAAUUGAAUGUGUUGAACAUUCUGUUCCCCCUGAGCUUAUCGCCGAGGAGGCAGUCGUGCCCUCGGAUCCCCCAGCGAUAGGAGAGCCUCCUAACGAGCCCGACUCUCAAGAACCUCUCGGGGAAAAGGAACUUCCUUCAUUCGAUGCCCCCCCUGAUGGCGGUCUUGCACAUGCUGAAGCAGAGAAGCUCGCUCACGAAAUCCCGGCUGGUGAUCUAGCCACAGCGGGUGAGUCAGAGGGCGAUGUUCAAGAAAGAGGGUUGGAGGACGACUCGUUCGCCCCGGAUGAGGCCGGUCCGUUGGACCGUGGUAUCGACCCUUUGGCCCCUUCUGCUGUAGCCGUAGUAGGGGGUGCAGCUGCUCUAGCAGGUGGUGCAGCUGUACUAGGGCCGAGGAGAAAGAAGCGACGGUCUCAUGCCGAACCUGAUUACGAACGACGCCAUUCAAAGAGUUCCUCGGAAGGGCUCCGGCAGCAACCUCAGAAGACUGACCGAGGAAAGCUGACCCAGCGCUGGGUCAUGGCCCUGGAUGAAUCAAGAAGGCUGUACGAGGAAAAGCAAAAGAAGGAGCAAAGGCGCCAGCAACGAGCAGCGGAAGAGAAGGAACGCAUUUCAUCCGAAAGGGAACGAGACCGAGACCGAGACCGAGACCGAUCAAGACGGGCCGAUCGAGUUGAACGCUCGGAUAGCACUAGGGACAAGGACAGUAGACACAGCGGAUCAAAGCACCGGAGCUCAGGUAGCGACGGACGAGAGCAAGAGCGGAAACUGGACUCGUCUUCGAGACACUCCCACGGGUCAGCCUCCAGGUCUUCCAAACCUCGACAUUACCUCAAGUAUGAGCUACCUAAGGAAGAGGUUUCAAGCAACGGCCCUCUCCCCAAGGUCAAUGGCACCAAGGCGAGCGCGAAGAUUAUCGAGCCCCCACGUAGGCACUCAUCCACCAGCCACUCUCACAGCCAUCGCCAUUCCACAGAAGGAAGAGGAGAUGCCGAGAGAUCUAGCGGCUCCCGCCGGAAGGAAGAUCAUUCUCAAUCCGAAGCGAGAAAGAGUCGAAGGAGGACGGAAGAGGCCGUUGAUAUGCAGGACCGGAAGAGGAAUCAGGACAGCGAAGCGCUCCGAUCCAAAGAAGAGUCUGAUCACAGACGACACCAUCACCGCCGUCACCACCACCGACGAGAGCCAUCCCCUCCACCAAGUGGAGCUUCAAGACUCAGAGAUCUCAUCAAAGCAGUUAUCCCUGCUCACUGAUGCAGACUAUUAUUUUACUCUAUUUUUCGGCCUGUGCAUUAUCACCGUUUAUAUUUUCAUUGUCGUCUUUUCUUCAUCUGUGACAUGAUUUGAAAUUUCUGACAGCUGUCUGUCAGAGCUGCAUUGAUGAGCUGGGCAUUGAUAGCGGGAGCAUUGAUU
This is a messenger RNA of Aspergillus ochraceoroseus IBT 24754, 4610 nucleotides long. RefSeq names its product PE repeat family protein. The record is from RefSeq and is a predicted model, not a curated record. The transcript has 3 exons. Bases 114 to 4451 code for a protein of 1445 amino acids. NCBI's taxonomy places the organism in Eukaryota, Fungi, Ascomycota, Eurotiomycetes, Eurotiales, Aspergillaceae.